CAGUAGGCCUAAAAGCCCUACGCAAAUAAAAUAGACUUGACUAAAUAUUCUCCCCUACUCAUAUCAGAUUGCACUGAUCUUUUAAUGUUUGCUAAUGAACUGUAUUAAAAGUGUUACCCGCUUUUGCGCAUUUCUAUGGAUUAGCCCUCCAUAAAACUAAAACAAAGAAGUGUCGUCGAUACCUUUUUCCCUCGGAUGAAUGCAUUGAGCUGUAUUUCGCUGCUCUGCUCGACUCUGCUGCAAAGUCCGAGUGCGCAGCUACAGCGCGAGAGCUCGAGCCGCACCGACAGCACAGCUCUGGCAAAAUGCCUAUGGAUAAUUUCAUAUUCGCGCAAUGCAUCCUUUAUUUUUUAGCCUUCGCCUUUGGCUUUAUAGCUAUAGUACCUCUGUCGGAGAACACGGAGGAUUUUCGCGGCAAAUGUCUGCUAUUUACGCGUGGGAUGUGGCAGAAUGAGAACAUCACGGUGUCUAAGCAGCGCUUCAUCAUUGAGGAAUGGGGACCACAGUCCUCCUGCAGCUUCAUCACCGCCGUCGGCAUCGCGUCGCUCAUCCUGUCCGCCGUACAAGCCUGGAGGCUGUUGCUCUUCAUCUGCAAAGGCCACGAUGACUCGAUCUUCAAUGCCUUCCUGAACCUGCUCAUCAGCACAUUCGUAGUGUUUGCUGUGUUCCUGUCCAGCACAAUAGUCAGUGUGGGUUUCAAUCUAUGGUGUGAUGCCAUCAAAGAAGGAGGCAGUAUGCCCAGCAGCUGUGAGGAUCUACAGGACACUGAUCUUGAACUAGGGUUGGACAAUUCUGCUUUUUAUGACCAGUUUGCCAUAGCACAGUUUGGGUUGUGGGCGGCCUGGCUGACUUGGCUCGGCAUCACUGUCAUGGCCUUUCUGAAGGUCUAUCAUAACUACCGUCAAGAGGAUCUGGUCGACAGCUUGAUUCACGAGAAAGAGUUCCUACUCAGACACUCGUCACGCCGGCGCUCUGAUGUGGUAGAUGCGAAAAGUGGCAUGAUAUGACCAGCUCAACAUUUUCAACGCUUUGGAAUGUACUGUUAAGUAAAAUGUGUUCAUAAGCUUGUAAAUUUGUCUCAUUAGUUGGGUGCUUCUCAACUUUUGAUUGACCUCAGUUGAGCUUAACUGAACCAAAUGCUUCUGAAUUACAUUUUAUUUGACAGUCGACAAUGACUGAGAAUAGACAUUCACGUGCACUCAAUUGUUCGGACAGAGGUCACAGAUCAUUCACCACAACAUUUUUUGAUGUUGAGCUUGAAACACAAGACCCUGGACAAAAUAAACAGUGAACAUCAAUAACUUUAAAGGGAUAGUUCAAGAAAAAUGUAAUUCUUUUAUGAAUUACUUCGUUAUCCCAAACUUUUAAGACAUUCAAUCAUCUUCAAAACACAAAAUGAAAACAUUUUCAAUGAAGCCAGAGAGAUUUCUAUGGAAACCCGUUUCCACCACAGAAUAAAAAAAAUUAAAAAAGGUAAUUGCGACUUUUUAUCUCACAAUUCGGACUUUUUCUUACAAUUGCAAGUCUAUUUCUCACAAUUCAGACAUCUCAGAAUUGCGCGUUUAUAUCUCGCAGAUUCUGACUUUUUUCUUUGAAUUGUGAAUUUUAAAUCUGAGUUAAUGUAUCUUGCAAUUUACAGCUCAUAAUUCAGAUUUUUUUUUUCUCUCAGAAAUGCGACUA
Molecule: messenger RNA, 1680 nt
Organism: Sinocyclocheilus grahami
Lineage: Eukaryota; Metazoa; Chordata; Actinopteri; Cypriniformes; Cyprinidae
Product: transmembrane protein 179-like
Exons: 4
Coding region: 306-1007 (233 amino acids)
Source: RefSeq, a predicted model, not a curated record